AGAGAGAUAUAUGAAUACUAUACAAACGUAAUUGUUGUCUAAACAUGGAUUUUAAUUGAAAACUUGGUUGAUAUUCUUCAUUAGUGAUCAGUAGCUAGUGUAGUGUUGAUAUUACAAAGUGUAAUGUAACAAUGAAUUCCAUAAAAAUAAAGGAAAGAUGGUUGAAAUUGAAGAAUAAUGCCGUUCAUCACUUGAAUAAUGAGAAAAGAAAGCUGAGCCAGUCCACCGCGCGCAUGGCCUCCGUGUGGAAGCGGCUCCAGCGCGUGAACAAGCGCGCCGCCAAGUUUGAGUACACCGCCUCCUACCACCGCGUGGACCUCGAUACCUCGCCCAAAUGGAAACCAAACAAAUUGUCUAUCGUAUGGACGCGUCGCUCGCGGCGGGUCAUAACGGAUCCGGUUCAAUGGGAGCCAUCUUUGAAGGAUCCACUCAAAGGCAGCGUUAUGUUCGCGGUACCGGAGAACCGUUCGGUGGCGGUGACGCUCUUCAAAGAUGCUCGCACGAACGAGUUGGAAGAUAAGGACUGGACCUUCGUGCUAGAAGAUGUAUCUCCCACAGGCAAGCGCCGUCGCCUCGCCGUAUGCGCCAUCAACAUGCGGAAAUACGCCUCCCUAGAACCUUCCCAAAGGGCCUUAGUUCUAACCCUCGAACCGACGACACAAAAGAUCCAAUCGGCAUCAUUGCAUCUCACUUUACACUGUGUUCUGUUGAGGGAAGGACAGGCUACGGACGAGGACAUGCAAUCUCUUGCUUCCCUUCUUUCCGUUAACAACAAUUCAGAUAUUGCGGUGCUAGAAGACUUAGACGAAGAUGAUUACACACUUUCAGAUAACUCCACAAGACAGAUGUCCGACCUGCGUCAGCAAAUGGAAGAGAUGACUCAAAGUCUCACCAACAGUGACGUGGCGGCCACCCCCGACAGCGUGCAGAGCCUGCGCCUCGACGAGCGCACCCCCACCGCGCCCGCCUCGCCCGCCGCGUCUGCCACCUCCCUCGCCGAUCAAACCCCUACUAACGAUUUAAAAAUAGUAGAAACCUUGAAAAAACCUGAUUUCUUAACUAAAAGUUUCAAAAUCGAGCCUAAAAUGACUUCAACUCCCAAACCGACCACGCCGCAAGAAAGUUUCAAGAGCGUAGUUUUCAAACCGAAAAUGGUCUCUAGAUUGAACCUUAAGCCGUUGGAUUUAAAGUCCAAUUUUAAUAGUAUAGGGCUGGAUAGGAAUGAUAAUGAGAAGGAUGAUGAGAAAACGCCGACGGGCGAGGAGAAGAUUGGAAGGAUUGAUAAGGAUAAAACUCCGGUACAAGACCUAUUAGAAUGGUGCCAGACGGUGACAGGGGAAUACAAACAAUGUCGAGUGACCAACUUGACCACCAGCUUCCGCUCCGGACUGGCAUUCUGUGCCAUCAUUCACCGCUUCCGGCCUGAUCUCAUUGACUUCUCUGGCCUACAACCUGAUGAAAGCGAACAAAAUCUUCGAGUAGCUUUAGAAGCCAGCGCUACGCUCGGAAUCUCGCAAGUGUUAACCGCGGCUGACGUGUGCAAAAGCAAACCUGAUAGGCUAGCGAUAAUGACUUACCUUUUCCAACUCCGGGCGCAUUUCACUGGCAACGAAUUACAAGUAGAACAAUUAGGCAAUGAUGAAACAGAGUCAUCAUAUCUAGUCGGGCGACAUGAUACGGACGGUUCGCUGCCUCGAGACCUGUUCAGUAGAGAAAUUAGUACGAGAAGAUCGAAGAACAUGGAGAACCGACCGAGGCCUGGGUCACAGGUAUCACAAGAUUCCCAAGUAUCGGUUCCGUCUCGACAUUCACAAGAACGAUACACCCCCGACAAGCCAGCGCCUGUCCAACCAGUCCAGUCCCCUGCACAGCGGCCGCGCCUCAUGACGCGCAAGGAGCUCACGGACCCGUUCGGCUCCGACGACGAGGACUGUCCGCCCGCCCCCGCCGACACCUCCACCGGGCUUCCUGGCGGCUUACUGACGGUGAGACUUACAAAUAGCCAUACAAACAUGACGCGCAAGGAGCUCACGGACCCGUUCGGCUCCGACGACGAGGACUCUCCGUCCGCCCCCGCCGACACCUUCACCAGGCUUACUGACGGCUUACUGACGGUGAGACUUACAAAUAGCCAUACAAACAUGACGCGCAAGGAGCUCACGGACCCGUUCGGCUCCGACGACGAGGACUCUCCGUCCGCCCCCGCCGACACCUUCACCAGGCUUACUGACGGCUUACUGACGGUGAGACUUACAAAUAGCCAUACAAACAUGACGCGCAAGGAGCUCACGGACCCGUUCGGCUCCGACGACGAGGACUCUCCGUCCGCCCCCGCCGACACCUUCACCAGGCUUACUGACGGCUUACUGACGGUGAGACUUACAAAUAGCCAUACAAACAUGACGCGCAAGGAGCUCACGGACCCGUUCGGCUCCGACGACGAGGACUCUCCGUCCGCCCCCGCCGACACCUUCACCAGGCUUACUGACGGCUUACUGACGGUGAGACUUACAAAUAGCCAUACAAACAUGACGCGCAAGGAGCUCACGGACCCGUUCGGCUCCGACGACGAGGACUCUCCGUCCGCCCCCGCCGACACCUUCACCAGGCUUACUGACGGCUUACUGACGGUGAGACUUACAAAUAGCCAUACAAACAUGACGCGCAAGGAGCUCACGGACCCGUUCGGCUCCGACGACGAGGACUCUCCGUCCGCCCCCGCCGACACCUUCACCAGGCUUACUGACGGCUUACUGACGGUGAGACUUACAAAUAGCCAUACAAACAUGACGCGCAAGGAGCUCACGGACCCGUUCGGCUCCGACGACGAGGACUCUCCGUCCGCCCCCGCCGACACCUUCACCAGGCUUACUGACGGCUUACUGACGGUGAGACUUACAAAUAGCCAUACAAACAUGACGCGCAAGGAGCUCACGGACCCGUUCGGCUCCGACGACGAGGACUCUCCGUCCGCCCCCGCCGACACCUUCACCAGGCUUACUGACGGCUUACUGACGGUGAGACUUACAAAUAGCCAUACAAACAUGACGCGCAAGGAGCUCACGGACCCGUUCGGCUCCGACGACGAGGACUCUCCGUCCGCCCCCGCCGACACCUUCACCAGGCUUACUGACGGACGCGCAAGGAGCUCACGGACCCGUUCGGCUCCGACGACGAGGACUCUCCGUCCGCCCCCGCCGACACCUUCACCAGGCUUACUGACGGUGAGACUUACAAAUAGCCAUACAAACAUGACGCGCAAGGAGCUCACGGACCCGUUCGGCUCCGACGACGAGGACUCUCCGUCCGCCCCCGCCGACACCUUCACCAGGCUUACUGACGAAACUCCAGAAAAACCAAAAAUAGAACCCGCCACAACGGACCCGCUACAGAUCACAGAACAGCCAGAAACAGAGAAGCCACUCGUAAAAGAGACCACGCCAGAUCUGCCGAAACCUACGCCGCAAUUGUUGUCGCGUCACGAUGAGCUUAAAGAGCGAGCGAGACAGCUGCUUGAGGCUACGAAGAGAGAGGCGAGAGCGAAAGAGAAGAAACGACAGGAGUCGAAGGAGAAAGAUGAAAAGGAACAAGUUAAUGGCAUUAGGAAUGGAGAUUUGAGUCCAACAAAGCCAAUGACAGAAGAGGAGAGGCAACAGAUGCUACGAGAGCGAGCGAGAAAGCUGAUAGCGAACGCGCGAGCGGGUAUUGUUAGUCCGACAUCGCCGACGGGGUCGGUGCGGUCGCCGCGGGGGACGGUGGAGAUCAUCAGCAAGCAAUCCGUCAUGGAUGAAAUCGCUGCAGUGGGUGGCGUGGAGCAACUAGAAGCGAUGCUGUCACAAAGUUCACACUCCAGUCCUGGCUCUAGAAAGAGCGCGAGCCCGGAUCGGUCAGAGGGUUCCGUGGGAUCUCGUGGUCGCUCGCCACUGCCGCUCGCGGCGUUACUUGACAAUGCGAAUGCCGAAGAGGGCCGCGAAACGGGUUCUUACAUUCAGAGUGAGUUGGAAGCGUUAGAACGAGAACAGAGCGCGAUCGACGAGCGAGCGGCAGCCUUGGAGAAGCAACUACGAUGUGUUAUGCAGAGUGCGGACAAUACAGAGGAAGAGGACAGACUGAUGUCGCAGUGGUUCAAUCUCGUGAAUAAGAAGAACGCGUUACUGAGGCGGCAGAUGCAACUUAACAUUCUUGAACAGGAAGAGGAUCUCAGCAGACGUUGUGAAUUACUAGCUAGAGAGCUGCGACUCAGUUUAGGCGUCGAGGAGUGGAGAAAGACGGACGGACAGAAACGACGGGAGCGCCUCCUACUACAGGAGCUGCUGUCGGCUGUCAAUGAACGCGACAGGCUGGUGCAAGAGAUGGACGAGCAGGAGAAAGCGAUAGCGAACGACGACGAAAUAGAACGCAACCUGUCCCAGGUGGAGAUCCAGCGGAAAAACAACUGUAUCUUACAGUAAAUUAAGCCUAAUAUCGCUUGAAUUGUACACAGUGACUUAAUACUUUACCGCGGUUCUGAAUCGCUCUAGGUCCAUUUUAAUGUUGUGACAAAUACGUGAUUCGUUUAGAUAUUUUUGUCCGUUCAGCGACGUUUAUAUAUUUAUGGCUGACAGUAAAUUAUCGAUAAACGAUACGAUACUUGACAAAAUACAGUCUCUUUUUUAAAUUAGAUAUAACUAAACGUUUUUCACAAUUUUAAGUGUAAUAUUGGCAUUUGAUUAUUCAACCGACAGUGAAAAAAAAAUCACAGUCUCAACAAGUCUCUUGUAAAUAUUUCAUGAAGAAUUUUACAAGGACUAUAUUUUAUUCGCAAAAUUAAAUUAAUCGCUAGUUUCGACGACGUCGGUGCUUCGUGGUAUUGCAAGAACAGAACCACUUAUCAUAUAUAAUUAAAUUGUUUUUCGUUACAUUGACUUGGUUGUUCGACUAUCUUCAUGGUUUUUCAAAUCCUUCGCCAAAUUCAGUCAUGCCAAUGUGGACAAUGGGUCAUACUUAACAAUUUUCACUAUGAGAGUAAUACGAAAUACGUGAAAAAAUUGCUGUCCUAUUCACGAUAACCAUGAAUCUAGUAUUUAAUACGGAUUCGGCUUGAGUGGUGGGGGGAACUGACAGAACGGGAUAGUCUUAUGUAUCUUUCAGCAGGAGUAGCACAGAAAGCGCUACUGUCUAAGUCUCAGUUGCCCUUUCUGCCUUUUUCUAAAAAAAACCCCUAAGUGACAUAGACGUUUUUUGUUGCCCACAGGUUUUUAUGGUUGCCAAUAACCCGGCCAAAUUACGUAGGUUGUUUUUGGUAUGUUGUCAGGAAUGUUAAAACGUGUUUUUACAAGCUUUUAUUUAACUUGCCCUGUUAGUAUGUAUGGGACAAAUCUUGCAAGUUAAAUUUGACCCACUUCCCGGUUUCCGAUGAAGCUGAAAAUUUGCAUACAUAUGUAAGUCGGGUGACAAUGCAAUAUUAUGAUACCAUCAAACUGAUCUAAUGAUGGAGACAGGAGGUAGCCAUAGGAACUCAGUGAUAUAACAACGCAACCUAAUUGUGUUUGGGGUUUUUAGAAUUGUCUCGAUGAGUAUUAGUUGCCUGUGGAAAAAAAAGUACAGUCAGUGAUAAAAGCUUGUACCAAAAAUUAAAUUAUUUUUUUGUCAAAAACUUAUUAAUUAUGUCGCAUUGCGUUCUGUCUCUCACGGGCGCACGCGUAUAGCACAUCUAUACGAUUCUACCAUCUAUGACAUUAACAGUAUAAAAUUAUUCUUUUUUACAAUUUCUGUUUUGGUUUGUAGUCAAAUUUGCUCAGUAUGACCUAUAAAUUCACAAAAUAUGGCCAAGGGCUGAAAAACACCUUGUAGACUAUAUGAAGCAAAUGUGGUGCAAUAACGCUCUUACAGGAGGUAUUGAAGUCCAUUAGUAUAGGCUAGUUUAAUAAUUUGAGAAUAAAUAUCUUCGCGUAGUUUGAGCCUUAUAAUUAAGUGCAUAGGGCUUAAUUUUGCUUGCAUACCGACAAGGUUGUUAGAUCGUCUUAUUUGCAAGUUGUGUUUGUCGAAAGAGCUUGAUAAGAAUUCCUAUGACAAAAAUUAAAGUGAUUUUGUAUUUCCAACUGUUUGAAAUAGUGUUUCAAAUGAAAAAAUUGUUUGGGUCGAUUCUUGUAAUAGGUUUUUAUCAACCAAUACGAAUGUGAAAAAAAUACGAAUAAUUACGAGUAUUACACGAAUCGGUCCACAAAAAAAACAAACUUGAAAAUUUUGACAAUUCCAAUUCGAUUGUAUGUAUGUUAAUAUAAUAUAGCGAGCUUUUGUAUGUAGCUUCCCUCGGUUGUAAGUCGCGGAAUACUCAUUACUGUUUCCUAUAUUUAUAUUACUUUUGCUUAUUUAUAGUGAUAUUGUGUUUGUGACAAUUUAUAUGAAAAGAGAAAAGAAACUCAAAAAGUUAAGGUUAGG
Cydia pomonella (codling moth) is the source of this 6420-nucleotide messenger RNA. It is a transcript of the gene Ehbp1, whose product is annotated as EH domain-binding protein 1. Bases 132 to 4451 code for a protein of 1439 amino acids. The record is from RefSeq and is a predicted model, not a curated record. NCBI's taxonomy places the organism in Eukaryota, Metazoa, Arthropoda, Insecta, Lepidoptera, Tortricidae. Gene Ontology annotation, molecular function: protein binding. The transcript is spliced from 34 exons.